UGGAAUUGUUUUGUUUUGUUUUUAAUCAUCAUAAAAGUACUUAAUGUUGUCAUAAUUUUCUUGGACAAUAAUAUAUAAAAUCUCAGAUUUCUGUGACAGCAAGAUGUUGUAUUUUACAACAUUUUUGAUUAUUAGUAUACAGUGUAUCAGUGAAUGGAAAAUCAAGCAAAAAGCAUCCAAGAAAACAACAUGAUUCCUGCAACAACACAUAUUAACUAAUAGCCAGUCAAUUAAAUAAACCAUGAAAUUGAUCAUUUUAACCUUUAAUUAAGUCAUUAUAAUUUUCAGCUUACUGCAUUCACUAUCGAUUGGUUUUGCCAUUUAUUUAGAAAAGUGGACUCCUCCUGGCUUAGUGUGGUCCGCGCCCUCCCCUCAUAAAUCUAAUUGGAAUCAUCCACUUCCUGUUUGCCACUCGGACCUUCCACGCACGCGGAGCCAGCAGGAGCAGCGGGGACUAACGUAUGGACCAUGAGCCGGCAGGAGCAGGAGGACCUGGAGGAGGACCUGGAGGAGGACCUGGAGGAGGACCUGGAGGAGGACCUGGAGGAGGACCUGGAGGAGGACCUGGAGGAGGACCUGGAGGAGGACCUGGAGGAGGACGAGGAGCAGCGCGGACAAACUGUGGGGAGCCGGGGGAGCACAGCCCAGCCCCGGCCCCAGUUUGGCCCCGGCGCCGGGGCCAAGUGUUCGGAGCAUGCUGGAUUUGAACCAGCCACAGCCGGACUGGCACAACCUCCUCGCGGUUGCGAACCAACCCACCACGCCACGAACCCUUUGGAGGUGUGGGAUGGAGCUCCGGGCGUUUUUGAGUCUUCACUUUGGCUGUGGAACCUUAAACGUUGAAGUAUAAAGGAAUUGAACUCUCAACGUCAGGACUGAAAGGCAGCUUUCUAAGCAGUUGAGCUAACUGUCCACGCUCUUCCUUAUGUUUUCUCAGACUUAUUUACUCUCUGCGUUGAAUAGCGUGCCUAAAAAUUCACUUCAUCCAAGUUUCAAACCCAUGACCUGAGGAACUCCAGUCUUUCUCUUAACCUUGUGAGCUAUUUGUCCUCACAUGGUGUGUGCCAACCUUUGGAAGUCUUUCAAUGAUAGAUUACCCAUGACUUCACAAACCUCAGACUGAUGAGAUAUUUAAGGAUGUCUAUCCUCCCUCUUGGGCCAGAUCUUUGGUGUAGUGGUUAUUGCUCUUCCCUUUGAAACAAGAAGUCCUGGGUUCGAGACCCAGUGGGAACAAGUGUCUUAAUGCAUGGAGUUUUUCAUGUUCUCCCCGUGUGUGCGUGGCUUUUCUCCCGUUUCUCUGGCUUCCUCCCACAGUCCAUCAAUCAUCUACCGCUUUGUCCUACACUGGAGGGUUGCGGGGGGUGCUGUGCCAAGCUCAGCUGUCAUAUGGUGAUAGGCGUGGUUCACCCUCGACUCUUCCCCAGUCCAUUCAAAACAUGCAGUACAGUGAUGAGGUAAAUUUCUGCUUAAACAUUGACUUCAUGUAAGAUUCGAACCCAUGACCAUAGGAACGCCAGUCAACGUCUGAAACAUGUGAGCUAUUUGUCAUUGCAUGCUUUUUCGCACAAUUUGGAAGUAUUUCAAUAAUAGAACACAUGACUUCAAAAAACGUCAGACUGAUGAUAUAUUUUAGAACGUUUGUCCCCGAAAACGGACAACAUGGUUGGUGUAGUGGUUAGUGCUCUUGCCUUUGAAACAAGACUUUCAGGGUUCAAGACCCAUUUGGAACAAGUAUCUUUCUGGAGUUUUUCAUGUUCUCCCCGUGUGUGCGUGGCUUUUCUCCCGUUUCUCUGGCUUCCUCCCACAGUCCAUCAAUCAUCUACCGCUUUGUCCUACACUGGAGGGUUGCGGGGGGUGCUGUGCAAAGCUCAGCUGUCAUAUGGUGAUAGGCGUGGUUCACCCUCGACUCUUCCCCAGUCCAUUCAAAACAUGCAGUACAGUGAUGAGGUAAAUUUCUGCUUAAACAUUGACUUCAUGUAAGA
Molecule: messenger RNA, 1982 nt
Organism: Solea solea (common sole)
Lineage: Eukaryota; Metazoa; Chordata; Actinopteri; Pleuronectiformes; Soleidae
Product: tripartite motif-containing protein 44-like
Exons: 3
Coding region: 469-843 (124 amino acids)
Source: RefSeq, a predicted model, not a curated record